AUGGCUGACACCGGUCUGCCCCCCAACUGGGAGGUCCGCCACUCCAACUCCAAGGGCCUGCCGUACUACUUCAACACCGCCGACAAGGUCUCCCGCUGGGAGCCGCCCGCCGGCACCGACCCGGACAAGCUCAAGCACUACAUGGCCACGCACCACAGCGCCGGGCAGCGCCCGCCCACCGGCGCCGCCGGCAUCCCUGAGGGCAAGAUCCGCGCCGCCCACCUGCUCGUCAAGCACAGCGGGAGCCGCCGGCCGAGCAGCUGGCGAGAGGCCACCAUCACCCGCUCCAAGGACCAAGCCAUGGACAUCAUCAAGGGCCACGAGCAGCGCAUCCGCUCCGGCGCGGCCACGCUCGGCGACCUCGCGACCGCAGAGUCCGACUGCUCGUCGGCGCGCAAGCGCGGCGACCUCGGCUACUUUGGCCGCGGCGACAUGCAGAAGGAGUUCGAGGAGGCGUCGUUCGCGCUCAAGCCCGGCGAGAUGAGCGGCAUAGUCGAGACGGCCAGCGGGCUGCACCUGAUUGAGAGGCUCGAAUAA
This is a messenger RNA of Cordyceps fumosorosea ARSEF 2679, 537 nucleotides long. RefSeq names its product peptidyl-prolyl cis/trans isomerase. The record is from RefSeq and is a predicted model, not a curated record. Gene Ontology annotation, cellular component: nucleus; cytosol. NCBI's taxonomy places the organism in Eukaryota, Fungi, Ascomycota, Sordariomycetes, Hypocreales, Cordycipitaceae. Bases 1 to 537 code for a protein of 178 amino acids. Gene Ontology annotation, molecular function: protein binding; peptidyl-prolyl cis-trans isomerase activity. The transcript is spliced from 4 exons.